AUCUCCACCAGCACAGCAACUCACAUGGAAAUCCCCAGUCCGUGAACAUGCCUCUGUUCUAGUUCUUCUUCUUCCCCGAAAAGCUCAUUAGGGUUUUUGUUUUUUUUGUUUUUUUAAAUUUAAUUUAAUUUAAUCUUUUGUUAUUUUUCCCAACUACCAUCGCACGCCUUUUUGCUUCCCCUUUCUUCUUCAACAGAUUUCCUUCAUUUCUGCUAUAAAUACUCCAUUUAUGUCGUCUUUACUACAACACCUUCGUUUUCCUUCACCCCUUUUUCCCUUUUCCCAUUCCUCUCUGUUACUCCGUUUCUCUCUAUCCUCUCUACGUUCUUCUUCUUCUUCUUCUUCUUCUUCUUGUUAUUGUUCGUUUUCGCCGGAGUUGCUUCCAGUUGCGGCGGCGGUGGUUAGGAAGAGAUUACAAGAGAAUAACAAGAACACCACCAUGACGGUUGGUGCUGGAAUUACUUUAUCCGAUGCGAAUUUGACAGUGUUGGGAAAUCGCGUUUUGUCUGAUGUUCAUAAUAACAUUACUCUCACGGCGGCGCCGGGCAGCGGCGUGAUGAAUGGCGCCUUCAUUGGAGUUCAAUCUGAUCAGAUCGGUAGCCGUCGAGUUUUUCCUGUUGGGAAAUUGAUAGGAUUGAGAUUCUUGUGUGCUUUUCGAUUCAAAUUGUGGUGGAUGACUCAAAGAAUGGGGUCUUCUGGCCAAGAAAUUCCAUUCGAGACUCAAUUUCUGGUGGUGGAAGCACGUGACGGCUCUAACAUUGCCGGAAAUGAAGAGGAGGGCGCCGCCGUGUAUACUGUGUUUCUUCCUAUUCUUGAAGGCGAUUUCAGAGCUGUUCUUCAGGGGAAUGAAAAUAAUGAACUCGAAAUCUGUUUGGAAAGUGGAGAUCCAAGUGUAGAUGGAUUUGAGGGUAGCCAUCUGGUGUUUGUGGGUGCUGGAUCAGAUCCCUUUGAAACUAUUACAUAUGCAGUCAAGUCUGUUGAGAAGCAUUUACAGACUUUUGCUCAUCGUGAGAGGAAGAAGAUGCCUGAUAUUUUGAACUGGUUCGGCUGGUGCACGUGGGAUGCUUUCUACACUGAUGUCAAUUCAGAUGGGGUGAAGAAGGGCCUUGAGAGCUUUGAGAGUGGGGGAAUUCCUCCCAAGUUUGUCAUCAUCGAUGAUGGAUGGCAAUCAGUUGCCAAGGAUUCUACUAGUGCCGAUUGCAAAGCUGAUAACACCGCCAACUUUGCAAACAGGUUAACAAACAUAAAAGAGAAUUACAAAUUUCAGAAAGAUGGCAAAGAGGGUGAAAGAAUUGAGAACCCUGCGCUUGGUCUUCAGCAUAUUGUGUCCUACAUGAAAGAGAAGCACGCAGCGAAGUAUGUGUAUGUUUGGCAUGCGAUAACUGGCUACUGGGGUGGUGUGAGUUCUGGAGUUAAAGAGAUGGAACAAUAUGAGUCUAAGAUUGAAUUCCCCGUUGCAUCUCCCGGGGUUGAAUCGAACGAGCCAUGUGAUGCUUUGAAUAGCAUCACGAAAACUGGACUUGGCCUUGUGAACCCUGAAAAAGUUUUCAACUUCUACAAUGAACAACACUCGUAUCUUGCAUCUGCUGGUGUCGAUGGAGUUAAGGUUGAUGUUCAAAACAUUCUCGAGACGCUUGGGGCAGGCCAUGGUGGAAGAGUUAAACUUGCUAGAAAAUACCACCAGGCUCUCGAGGCAUCAAUUGCACGAAAUUUUCAUGAUAACGGAAUCAUUUCGUGCAUGAGUCAUAAUACUGAUGGUUUAUACAGUUCAAAGCGGAAUGCUGUUAUUCGAGCAUCGGACGAUUUUUGGCCAAGAGAUCCAGCGUCUCACACGAUUCAUAUAGCAUCAGUUGCUUACAACUCCUUAUUUCUUGGGGAGUUUAUGCAACCAGACUGGGAUAUGUUCCAUAGUCUUCAUCCUAUGGCCGAAUAUCACGGAGCAGCUCGUGCCGUGGGAGGAUGUGCUAUAUAUGUCAGUGACAAGCCUGGUCAACAUGACUUCAAUCUUUUGAAGAAGCUUGUGCUCUCAGAUGGUUCUAUUCUAAGAGCUAAGCUACCCGGAAGACCAACAAAGGACUGCCUAUUUACGGAUCCGGCUAGAGAUGGAAAAAGUCUAUUGAAGAUUUGGAAUUUGAAUGAUCUUUCGGGUGUCGUUGGGGUCUUUAACUGCCAAGGAGCAGGAUGGUGUAAGGUUGGAAAGAAGAACCUCAUUCACGAAGAAAAUCCCGGCACGAUCACGGGGGUUAUUCGGUCAAAAGAUGUUAGUUAUCUAUGGAAAAUAGCAGGCGAGUCUUGGACAGGGGAUGCAGUGAUAUUCUCCCAUCUUGCUGGAGAAGUUGUUUACCUGCCACAGGAUGCAUCGAUGCCCAUAACGUUGAAACCUCGGGAAUACGAUGUCUUCACGGUUGUUCCUGUCAAGGAACUGGUUAAUGACAUCAAGUUUGCUCCCAUAGGUUUAAUCAAGAUGUUCAACUCUGGAGGAGCUGUGAAAGAAUUGAACCAUCAGCCUGGAAGUUCAAAUGUAUCAUUGAAAGUUCGUGGUUCCGGGCCAUUCGGGGCGUAUUCCUCUAGCAAACCGAAGCGAGUAGCAGUCGACUCGGAGGAGGUAGAGUUCAUAUAUGAUGAUGAGAGUGGUUUGAUCACCAUUGACUUGAGGGUGCCAGAGAAAGAGUUGUAUCUUUGGGACAUAAGCAUUGAACUAUAGAACAAAAUUAAGAACAGUGAUUCUUUUCUUGAAUAUUUCUCAGGGGUGAGAGGGGAUUUUGUGUUUGCUGAGAGAUGGAAAUAUUCUUUUUUUUUGGAUUUUUUUUUCUUAUGUAACCCCUUUUGUAAACCCAUUUAAUAAUGGGAAUAAUUCUAAUUUUAAUAAGAUUAAAGAACUAUAUUGGUUCUUCGACAUUU
Molecule: messenger RNA, 2901 nt
Organism: Benincasa hispida (wax gourd)
Lineage: Eukaryota; Viridiplantae; Streptophyta; Magnoliopsida; Cucurbitales; Cucurbitaceae
Product: seed imbibition 1
Source: RefSeq, a predicted model, not a curated record